This is a messenger RNA of Protobothrops mucrosquamatus (brown spotted pit viper), 1066 nucleotides long. RefSeq names its product protein FAM240A-like. The transcript has 3 exons. Lineage: Eukaryota; Metazoa; Chordata; Lepidosauria; Squamata; Viperidae. The record is from RefSeq and is a predicted model, not a curated record. Bases 225 to 503 code for a protein of 92 amino acids.
AUGUUGUAGAUCUCAUAGAAGGAGAUUAAUUUCUUUCCCCUCCGUUGAAAUGAUUCAAAAAUAGCCAUGUCAUCAAACCCAAAUAAAAAAUGAGUGACAGAAGAAAAAGAUAUUUGAAGCUCACCCAAGCCACUUUGAGUUUUUAGAAAGAGAAGACCCUAAAGGUAAAACUAACACAUUUAAAAACUAUUUCCAAAAGGCCAGAUGAAAGAAGAAGGUUCUCUAUGAUUAAAAACAUGGACAUCUUCACUGGCUCCAACCACCAUCCCAUAGUAAUCUGUGAUGCUCAUGGCUUGAAGAAAUUUUGGGAAAAAAUAAUUGAAACAUAUACCAAACAAAAAGAAGAUGAAGAUUCUCGAUUGCACCAAAGUGCUUUAAAUAAGCUCCGACAUGAAUGGACUCUAAGGCUGGAAAAUCAAAUUAAGAUACUUCAGAAGAACAGUGAAAAUGGCAAAGUGCAGGAUAACCUAUCUCCAGUUGAAAAUUUUAGCCAAAACGGCUGACCAGACUUGAUUUUGAUCCUUGAUGUUUCAUUAUGAAUGUGAACAGAUAUUCAACUGAUACCUGAGUUAUAAACGAGCUAUUAAAAGACACACAUGGUUACUUUUGGAAAACUGUUUAUCAAGCAGCAGCAAAAAGAAGGAAAAAAAGAAAACACUAAUUCUUAGUUGAAUAUUGAUCAUUUAUAUAUAUCAUUAAGUUCUACCUGCAGUCUUAGCUACUUAUAUUUGAUCCCUGAUAGCACUGAAUUCUUUAAAUGGGGGAAAACUGCUCUAUUAUGUCAGUUAUCAAUGAAUACAGUGGUUAACUUUGGCUAAUAUACUGUACUUACUUGGGUAUCUGAAAUGUUGUCAAAUGCUUUGGAAUUCUUGAGACUGAAACAACAUUAGUUUAGGAAAACAAACAGUCUUCUCAUAGGAAUGCAUUAAAACAAUUUAUUUUCCCCCUAAGUUAAAUUCAAUACUAGUUCACAAAUAUAUGUCUGUGGGAAAAAAUGUGUUGAAAGAUGUAUAUGUUUUGCCCAACUGGAAAUUAAAACACUAAGAUACCCCAUUCUAUAAAUGGA